Molecule: messenger RNA, 1299 nt
Organism: Anopheles nili
Lineage: Eukaryota; Metazoa; Arthropoda; Insecta; Diptera; Culicidae
Gene: Cdk1
Product: cyclin-dependent kinase 1
Exons: 2
Coding region: 1-897 (298 amino acids)
Biological process (GO): protein phosphorylation; mitotic G2 DNA damage checkpoint signaling; G2/M transition of mitotic cell cycle
Cellular component (GO): nucleus
Molecular function (GO): cyclin-dependent protein serine/threonine kinase activity; ATP binding; RNA polymerase II CTD heptapeptide repeat kinase activity
Source: RefSeq, a predicted model, not a curated record
AUGGAGGACUUCCAGAAGAUCGAAAAGAUCGGCGAGGGUACGUACGGUGUCGUGUACAAAGGACGCAACAAGAUCACCGGACAGAUUGUGGCCAUGAAAAAGAUUCGACUGGAGACAGAGGACGAAGGCAUCCCUUCGACGGCCAUCAGGGAAAUAUCGCUGCUGAAAGAGCUGAAGCACCCAAACGUGGUCUCGCUGCACGAUGUGCUGAUGGAGGAGAACCGGCUCUAUCUGAUCUUCGAGUUUCUAUCGAUGGACCUGAAGAAGUACAUGGACAGUCUGCCGGCGGAGAAGAUGAUCGAUUCGGAGCUAGUUCGAAGCUACAUGUACCAGAUCACGUCCGCGAUGCUGUUCUGUCACAAACGGCGUGUCCUGCAUCGUGAUUUAAAGCCCCAGAAUCUGUUGAUCAACAAGGAUGGCUUGAUAAAGGUGGCCGAUUUUGGGUUGGGGCGAUCGUUCGGCAUUCCGGUACGUAACUACACCCACGAAAUCGUGACUCUUUGGUAUCGGGCACCGGAAGUGUUGCUUGGUUCGCCGCGUUAUUCCUGCCCGGUGGAUGUGUGGUCUAUUGGGUGUAUUUUUGCCGAAAUGGCAACCCGGAAACCGCUGUUUCAGGGUGACUCAGAGAUCGAUCAGUUGUUUCGUAUGUUCCGUAUCCUGCGCACACCCACCGAUGACAUUUGGCCCGGUGUAACGUCGCUGACCGAUUACAAACCCACGUUCCCGUGCUGGACGCAGAACAAUCUCGCGAAUCAGGUGUCAAACAUGGACUCGGCUGGUAUCGAUCUGCUGCAGAAGUGCCUCAUCUAUGAUCCCGUUCUGCGCAUAUCGGCUAAGAAAAUCCUGCAACACAAAUACUUUGACGGCUUCGAGCGGUGCAUUAUUCCGACCGAGUAACAGAAGGUGUAUUUGCCUUGCUAAUGCUUUACUUCCUUUUCCAUCCUUGUGUCCCUUCGUGUCCCAUGCAAUACAAUGCUGUGUGAACUUUAGUCUGUUGUGUGUAUGAUAACCAACCCUCUCUUCUCGUCUCCCGGUGCGUCUCCUGUCUCGAUCGCUUCUACUUGACCUACGUAUCCUUCGUGUGUUUCGGAUUUCUCUGCGUCCUUGCGUGUUUUUUUGUCCCUCCGAAUGGGUGUACAUAUUCGUUUCGCGAAACGACCUUCCGGGAGUAGCUUGCACACGACUCAACAGCUACACCUGCACAUACACAGCAACACAUAUACACAUCGCCAUCCGUCGUUUGGAUGCCUUUCACUCUCUUGUCUUAGAUGUACGUUCGCUAUUAAACCCCUUACUCUA